AUGUCACGCCACGAUGCCGUGAUGGUGGCGUAUCAGAAAGGUUAUGAUAAAGCAAAGGCUUUCUAUGAGAACGAUCAGCUUGAUGAAGCAGUAGAAGAGGCGGAAAGCAUGCUUGCCAAUGACAGUAUGCCACGGUAUUUCCGCAUCAAGUGCUACUUGCUUGUUGCUGCGUGCCUGGAAGAUCGGAUUGAGGCGGACGACCUUAUCGAGAGGGCGGAGUCGCAGUGGGUCAUGGCUCGUAGUUUCGUCCCUCAGACAGGGAGGGAUACGGACAUCGAAGACGCCCUUGCAGAGCUGCGCGGCGAUAUCGAUUCUGUUAAGCAGCAUUUCAAGGAGGAGCGCGCGGCCGCGUGGGCGCAGGAAAAGCGAGAGAUAGAACUGGAGAUCGAACGCGAGGAGAUGGGGGUGGAAGUAGGAAGCGAGGAAGGGGAGGCGAUUCAGGAAGAGGAGGCGAUUAAGGAAGAGGAGGCGAUUGAGGAAGAGGAGGCGAUUAAGGAAGAGAGUGGCACGGCGGAUGUGGAGAUGAAAGGUGAGGAAGGCGUUC
Molecule: messenger RNA, 544 nt
Organism: Baudoinia panamericana UAMH 10762
Lineage: Eukaryota; Fungi; Ascomycota; Dothideomycetes; Mycosphaerellales; Teratosphaeriaceae
Exons: 2
Source: RefSeq, a predicted model, not a curated record